CAUUGGCUCUCAGAGAUAAUGCCCUCUUUGCAGUGCAACAUUCUCAAGAAGGAAGCGUUGCCAGCGUCCUCGAGAUGCCCUGCUGCGCAUGCGCACUCAGCCCAGUGGCCUGAGCCUACGCUUCCGGUGGCCGAGGCGGGGCCCAGAGCACACGCCAUGUCUUACCUCAGCGACCUAGGAAGCUGUAAGUACAAGACCGGGGACCUGGUGUUUGCCAAGUUAAAGGGCUAUGCCCACUGGCCAGCGAGGAUCGAACAUGUCGCUCAACCCAACCGCUACCAGGUGUUCUUCUUCGGGACCCAUGAGACCGCCCUGCUGGGUCCCAAACACCUGUUUCCUUACGAGGAGUCCAAGGAGAGGUUCAGCAAGCCCAACAAGAGGCGCGGCUUCAGCGAGGGGCUGUGGGAGAUCGAGCACGACCCUAUGGUUGAGUCCUCCCCUUGCCUGUGCCCAGAAGAGGAGCAGUGCUGCCCUGAGGAACCCGGGCUAGCAGAAGAGUCAGAGCCUGAGCCGGAGCUGGGGCCGGAGCUGGAGCCGGAAUCCAAGCCUGAGCUGGAAUCCGGGGCCGAGAUGGAGGCAGAGCCGAGGCCUGAGACCAAGUGUGAGCAGGAGCCCGUGCCCCAGCCUGCCUUUGACCUGCUGGACGCCGUGGAGGAGCCGGGCCUCGCCGAGGCUGAGCCUGGAGAUCAGCAAGCCGAACAGGUGCAAGAGCAGCACCCUGAAGCUCAGGCCGAGGAAGAGGAGCCCGGGAGUCUGAAGAGGAGCGCGGAGGAGGAUGAACAGCCUCAGAGUCCUCCCAAACGGCCCAGGGAGGCGGCGCCUGGCGCGCUGGAGAUGGAGCCGGCUGAAGAGCGCGAGGCUGAGGCCUGCCCCUUCGUGGAGGAGCCUGACGAAGCCCUGGAGCAGCAGCCUCCGCUGGAGGAAGAAGCCACAGAAGAGGCGGCCCAGGGCCUGAUUGUUGGCGAAAUAGAAGGCCUGUAGUCACGGUGUUUGUAGAAGAGCCCUCUUUACCCGUUCCUGGUGCCACCUGGCUGUGGCUUGGGAAAACCACUAGGGCCCAGUCUUCACCCCCUGUCCACCUCUCCUUCAUCCGCUCACCUUCAACAAGCCUAAAUUCCUGGCAUAAAGGGACAGGCCAGUUGAUACCAACUUAAGUCGUGGCCACCCUUCCCACCCUAAACUCUUAGGGACAUUCUGGACCUCUGCCUAGGAACCAGGAGUGAGGAGGGGGAAGGGUUGAAGAAAAAAAGCAGGAACAACAUUCAAAGGGAGAUUCUGUAAACUCUGG
Messenger RNA from Mastomys coucha (southern multimammate mouse), 1288 nucleotides. RefSeq names its product HDGF like 1 (gene Hdgfl1). NCBI's taxonomy places the organism in Eukaryota, Metazoa, Chordata, Mammalia, Rodentia, Muridae. Gene Ontology annotation, molecular function: double-stranded DNA binding; transcription coregulator activity. The record is from RefSeq and is a predicted model, not a curated record. The coding region runs from base 19 to 981 and encodes 320 amino acids. Gene Ontology annotation, cellular component: nucleus. Gene Ontology annotation, biological process: regulation of transcription by RNA polymerase II. The transcript has a single exon.